AUGACAUUACCACCCAAUGUUCCCAAGUCUGCUAUCGACAAGUAUGUUCCGAUCAAACUCAUUAGCGAAAGCCCAAAUGGCCUCAUUAUUGCUGUAAUCCCCAACAACCUCGUCAAGCCAACCCCCUCUUCUCUUUUAGCACUGAGAACUCCUCGUUCAAGAGAAGAACGUGAAGCACUCUUAAGACAGAUCGAAUCACUCCUCAGUAUCAAGACUCGCCGCGUCACCAGAGUCAUCGACUACGACCCAAGAGGAAACUGGUACGUCACGUCCUUCUGCCAUGGCCGUGACCUGCAACACCUCAAGGAAAACUUCUUCCAAGACGGCUUCCCGCCUUUCCUCAUCUGCAAGAUCUUCGACGAAGUCAUGGCUGCACAAGGCACCGAGCUUGAGCCGAAAGGAAUUUGUCACGCGAAUCUGAAGGGAAGCAACAUCAUACUGACGCCUACGAAGAAGGAGUUUCCGAUAGUAAGGAUUGUGCAUCUCCACGGUGUCGUGACCUGGGAUGAGCAAGCCGUUGUCAAGCAGAUGAUCGGUUUGCUUCGAUAUCUAACCAACAGCGCAUCACGCAUACCGGAGAAAUACCGCAUGAACAAGAAAAGAGACAAGCUGGAGUACGUGAUUGAAGACGAAGAUACCAAUAGCCUAGUUAUUGGCGAUGACUUCUAUUCGUUCAUUGCGAACUACGAUCUGGAAGGAAAUACAUCGUGGGAGGAACUCAAGAGUAGGUGGAUGAAUGAGGCAACUGCCUUGAUGAAGGAACUCUUCGAUUCUGAAAGGCUAUUGGAUGUCAUGGAGAUCAUCAUGGAGCCAAAAGUUACAGAUGAUGAGUUUAGAGAGGCGGUGGAGGACGGUGGAAUGGACAUUAUUGACGAUAGAGAUUUGUAG
Messenger RNA from Alternaria alternata, 888 nucleotides. RefSeq lists its product as hypothetical. Lineage: Eukaryota; Fungi; Ascomycota; Dothideomycetes; Pleosporales; Pleosporaceae. Bases 1 to 888 code for a protein of 295 amino acids. The transcript has a single exon. The record is from RefSeq and is a predicted model, not a curated record.